AUGGCGAAAAACAAUACACGACAUGCAGCAACCGAUUUGCGGCGCCCUAAAGCUGUCCGCAAACCUGCUCGACCAUCAGCCCCAAAAUCCAUCGACUUUCCCAUCAAUAAGCUCCCCGCCGAACUCGUACACAUGAUAUGUGUCUACCUCAAGCCGACAGAAAUCGCCAACCUCCGUCUCGUCUCCCGCCUCGCUGCUCCUAUUGGUCUACAGUACAUGGUUCCAGAAGUCCACCUAAUUCUCGCAAAAGACAGCUUCGAACAGCUCAAGACACUUGCUGAGCACCCGAUAGCCAGCAAAUAUGUCACUUCUUUCUUCUUCGAAGCCGACAAACUUGGCUUACUCCUCCGUAAACGCUGGGAGCACGUCGUUGCUGGUCCACAAUUCAUCGCACAAGUCGAAGAACUGCACAUGCGGGGCCAUCCAUGCCCCCACGCCUCUGAGAGAAGCGUGCGGACCUUCAAUCGUGAGGUUAGCAAAAUGAGCGCAGCACCUCGCCAUCACUAUACCGAAGAGCAGAUGGACCAUGCUUUUGAAAAUUACUGCGACUUCACCUACUUUCAACAGGGUUCUGAAGAAGCAGCUGUGCAAGAGAAGGAAGUGUGCUGCGCUCGGAUUCGUACCUCAAGGCUGAGAAAGACGUUCGAGCCAGCCUUCUGCACUUGCUACGAAAUUGACAACCCGCGAAACACCAAGUUGGAACCUUUGGGCCUCCGGCAAAUGCGUUCCCUUUUGCUUGGAGCCUAUCAUGCCGGAUUGAAAGUGGAAGCCCUGCACUGUGGGGUAGUCAGUUGGCGGAUCCUCAAGCAAGACACCGAGACUUUUGCCCGCAUGAGGAACAGUGUGUCGAACGUCAAGAAUCUGAGACUCGAAUUCACUACGGGCCUUGGAAAAGAUGAUGAUUAUUCAUUUGAAGAGCUCGAGAUUGAAUCAUGUGCCUCAUACCUCGAAGCAGGACGACUCCGGGAUUUCGUCACCGCAGCGCCCAACCUCGAGCACCUACGAAUCGGCUUCCAAUUUAACGAACCCAUCUGGCCUACCCAACUCGAGUACAUAGUCGGCGAGCACCACUGGCCCUCCCUCAAGACCGUCGAACUCAUAAAGAUCGCCACCAGCGAAGACGAGCUCGUCUCCUUCUGCUCCCGACACGCCAGCACCCUCAAGUCCCUCUACCUCUCCAGCAUUGGUUUGUUGGAAGGAGACUGGUUCUCCGCGUUCAACAAGAUGCGCAAGAUCCUGACGCUAGACUCGAUGGUGGUGUUAGGACGUUUGGAGGGGCUGGACGAAGGCUUGGAUUUCGAAAUGGGUUCUGAGGAGUAUUGCCCCGAGCUCAAGGAGGGCAUCGAGGCGUAUUUCAUGGGGCCGUGUUCGAGUGAUGAAUCGAGCCUGGAUGAAUUCUUGGAUUUCUAUUUGCCGAAUUCGGAUGAUACGUGGUCGGAGUGGGAUUCGAGUGAUGGCUGGUGGUAA
This is a messenger RNA of Letharia columbiana, 1467 nucleotides long. RefSeq lists its product as uncharacterized. Gene Ontology annotation, molecular function: protein binding. The coding region runs from base 1 to 1467 and encodes 488 amino acids. Lineage: Eukaryota; Fungi; Ascomycota; Lecanoromycetes; Lecanorales; Parmeliaceae. The transcript has 2 exons. The record is from RefSeq and is a predicted model, not a curated record.